CUAGGAAGACCGAAUGGAAAACAAAAUCUUGAGUUUGAUAACUCAUAACCCAAACGCAAUCUAACUGCAACCUCGAAAAGACAUAAUUUUUUCACAAAGAUAUACACACACUUUGUAGACUUUAAUUCCAAUCAUGUUAGGAAAAACAAACAAAAAGAAUAAUGAAAUAGCAAAAAAAAGAUAACCUUUCUUCUCACACCUUCACUUCUUUAACUUCCACUUUAAAAUUAAACACACACUCAUAAUCUUUGGCUUUUGCAAUAACAAAACCCCCCGUUCCCUUUGCCUUUUUGAUCCAUAAUUGUGUACUUCAUUGUAAGAAUUAGUUCUUCAAAAGAAUAUCACUUUCCUUUGUCAUUAAUUCAUUCACCAUCUUUAUGUCCCUAAACUAACCUCUCCAUCCAUCCAUCCACCCAUCCUUCCUUCUCUUUUAAAAAGCCCACAAGAGGCCACUCAUUGCCAUAAUUUCACAUGUUUUUCUAAGUUUACAAUCUUCAAACAAACAAGUUGUUAGGUUAAAUAUCUAUGGCAACUUUUGCUCUCAAUUGUUCUCUCUUCCUUUUCUUCUCUCUCAUUCUUAUUUCUGAUGCUGAAAUUUCAAGCAAGAUAGGAGUGAACUAUGGCCAACUUGGGAACAAUCUUCCACCUCCGAAUCUUGCCAUUGAAAUGAUGAACUCCAUGAAAGUUGGAAGAGUGAAAUUAUAUGAUGCCAACCACGAAAUCUUAGGCAAUUUAUCAAAAACAAAGUUUCAAGUUUCCAUUAUGAUUCCCAACAAUGAAAUUUCAGAUAUUGCUAACAACCAAACAAGAGCUGACCAAUGGAUCUCAAACAACGUUCUUCCAUUUUAUCCUCAAACAAUGAUUCGUUUCAUUCUUGUCGGAAAUGAAGUUUUGAGCUUUGAUUCUGAUAAGGAUCGUCAAGUUUGGAAUGAUCUUGUUCCAGCCAUGAGAAGGAUUUGGAGUUCCCUUAAAGCUAAUAACUUGCAGACCAUUAAAGUCGGAACUCCGGUCGCUAUGGACAUUUUGGAAACCACAUUUCCCCCGUCGAGAGGGACGUUUAGGUCAGAUAUUCAACAGACCGUCGUGGCUCCGAUGUUGAACUUCUUGAACGAAACCAGAUCCUUCUUUUUCGCGAACGUGUAUCCAUACUUUUCAUGGGCAGCAAACCCCAUGAAUAUCAACUUGGAUUUCGCUCUUUUCAAUGGAAAUUUUGAACAGAUCGAUGGAGGAAGUGGGCUUGUGUAUACUAAUCUUUUGGAUGAAAUGCUAGAUUCUCUCAUCUUUGCCAUGGCCAAACUUGGCUAUCCAGAUAUUCGGCUCGUUAUAUCAGAGACCGGGUGGCCAACUGCUGGAGAUAUCGAACAACCAGGUGCCAAUCUCCUCAACGCGGCAACCUACAAUCGAAAUCUAGUAAAGAGGAUAACAGCAAAGCCCACGGUCGGGACACCAGCGAGACCGGGGGUAGUGAUACCGACGUUCAUAUUUGCUCUCUUCGACGAGAACCAGAAGCCAGGGUCGGGUACAGAGCGACAUUGGGGGCUAUUGAGGUCAGAUGGGAGCCCAAACUACCAAAUCGACUUGACUGGAAAAGAGUCUUCGGUUGAAUACGAUCCGCUACCAGUGGUGGAGAACAAUGCGCCAUUUAGGGGAAGGUUGUGGUGUGUGGCGGCGAGAGGGGUGGAUUUGAUGGAGCUCGAGGCGGCAGUGGAUGACGUGUGCGGUCGAGGAGACGGGACGUGCGAGGCGCUGUCGCCGGGUAGGGAGUGCUAUGAGCCAGUAUCAGUGUAUUGGCAUGCAAGCUAUGCUUUUAGUUCAUAUUGGUCAAAGUUUAGGAGCCAAGGAGCAAGCUGUUAUUUCAACGGACUUGCUGAACAAACAACCGUUGAUCCUAGUAAUGGUUCAUGCAGGUUCCCAAGUGUGACAUUCUAAAGAGGACUUCUCAUAGGAUAUAAUAUCUUUUUUCUUUUUUAUUUUCUUCCCCAAAGGGAGAAAUAAAGUUAAUUAGUUUCAAUAAAGUCCAUUUUAUAUUUAUGAGAUACGUCAUGGAAAGUCUUUUUUUUUUUUUUUCUUUAAAAGGAUUUUGUAUCGUUUUAUAUGCCUAUCAAUUUAAUAAAAGCUACCAUACACAUAGAAUAUAAAAAUAUUAAAUCUCACAUAUUGGUUUAUAUAUAUAUAUAUAUAUAUU
Cucumis melo (muskmelon) is the source of this 2185-nucleotide messenger RNA. RefSeq names its product probable glucan endo-1,3-beta-glucosidase A6. Gene Ontology annotation, molecular function: hydrolase activity, hydrolyzing O-glycosyl compounds. Lineage: Eukaryota; Viridiplantae; Streptophyta; Magnoliopsida; Cucurbitales; Cucurbitaceae. Gene Ontology annotation, cellular component: plasma membrane. Gene Ontology annotation, biological process: carbohydrate metabolic process. Bases 526 to 1929 code for a protein of 467 amino acids. The transcript has 5 exons. The record is from RefSeq and is a predicted model, not a curated record.